This is a messenger RNA of Prunus armeniaca (apricot), 180 nucleotides long. Lineage: Eukaryota; Viridiplantae; Streptophyta; Magnoliopsida; Rosales; Rosaceae. The record is from the annotation of a GenBank genome assembly.
AUGCAACUAGCAGCAGCUAGUCUUCUUCAAAGCUUCAAAUCCAAGCAACAAAGACACCUGCCUAAAUUCCCUCUCAUCAUAUAUUGGAACUUUGGAGCUUCCGUUCAUGUAAACAGGGACAUGAUUUUGAACCCACUAAGGGACACUAGGGUUUGGUUUAGAUUGCAACUACUCGGCUAG